CGGCACUGACCCCCACACUGCUCUGGCUCUGGCCCCGGACUCGAAGCCGACCAAGGAGAAAUCGGAGGAGCCGUCGCUGCAGCACCUGGACCCUGACGAGAUGAGCAUCAGGAUAGGUAGAGCCGGACCGCUCUCAGAUAAAAUCGAGAAUGGAGACGUCCACCAGAGACGGAGAGGACCACAUUCAGGCCUCUCGGAAGGACAGGAGCCUGGGAGCAAACAGCAGGAAGGAGCUGGCCAGUCGGGGAGCAGCUGGAGGCGAAUUCUCCUCCUCAUUCUCGCCAUCACCAUCCAUAACAUUCCAGAGGGCUUGGCUGUUGGAGUUGGCUUUGGAGCUAUAGGAAAGACUUCAUCUGCUACCUUUGAGAGUGCCAGAAAUUUGGCCAUCGGCAUUGGAAUCCAGAAUUUCCCAGAAGGCUUGGCGGUUAGCCUGCCGCUCCGGGGUUCGGGAGUGUCGACAUGGACAGCUUUCUGGUACGGGCAGCUGAGCGGCAUGGUUGAACCUGCUGCCGGGCUGCUGGGCGCCCUCGCUGUCGUGUUGGCAGAACCUCUGCUGCCCUACGCUUUGGCGUUCGCUGCCGGGGCGAUGGUCUACGUGGUGGUGGACGACAUUAUUCCAGAAGCUCAAGUCAGUGGAAACGGGAAGCUGGCCUCCUGGACCUCCAUCCUGGGCUUCGUGGUGAUGAUGUCUCUGGACGUAGGGCUCGGCUGACUCCACCGUGACGUUCGUCCAACCCUCGGUGGCCAUGAUCACAUCACAAUGAUGCUGACCUCCGUUUUUUAUAAAAGGACCAAAUGAAGUUUUUCACUUCAGUCAGAAUCGUUGCCACUUGAAGCUGACGGCCGGAAAUGUAGAAGUGUUUUUUAAAACAAGUUGAAAAUGCAGUCGUCCUUGAACAUCUCUCUUUAUUACAAUUAAUAUGUGCAGUGGAAGAGCAGUGGACACUUUUCUUUAAUUUAAAAUCAUAUCUUGAAGGAAUAAUUCAAAUGUCAACACUGGUGAAUGUUUCUUCUUGAAGUCUUUCUCAAAAACAUCAUUCAAAAGGUGAAUGAGUGUGUUUCAGUUUGCUUUUUUCCAGUUUUCUCAAGGUGGUGAUGCUUAAAGUUUAAUGCUCUGAUUGAUGUUUACUGGUUCUCCAAAUGAAUGACUUGAUGUUGCCUUUUGAAAACAGUGAAGCACAAUGUGAUUCAUGCAGUACAAAACAUGAAAAUUUGACUUUUUGAAGCUACAGAUUUUGGAAUUCAUAUAAUUUUAACAGUGCUCUCAUUAAUUGUUUGUGAACUGUUUGUUUUCUAUAACAAACUAAGAAGAAGACGUUUCUGCAUUCAAGUUUCCUGUUGAUGUUAAAAUCUGUCAAAUUAACAGAAGAACAUCUGAGGUAUUUAUAUAAUUCAACAGUCAGGUAGUUCUAUUUUCACCUGGAGACAAGACAGUGUAUGAAAAAUUGGCAAUUCAAAGGAAAUAAACAUUACUCCUGCAUCAACAAAGCCAAUUCAGCCCAGCCAAUGUUUUUUUUUUUAAAUUUCACCUGUUCUCUCCAUUUCAGUCAGAUCGAAGCUUCAGUAUCCAUCCUUGCCUUCUAUUGGUCCUUCAAACAGAUUAAAGUCUCAAAAAGCCUCUUCUUCACUUCCUGCUACCAUGUCGACUUGUCAUUGGACUCCAGCUUCCUCAUCAAAAGAGAAUUUUUAAAAUCUGUAAACAUCCUUCCCUUGUACUGACCCUUUCAACAGAUCACCUAUUCGUAGUAAGUCCCAGGAAGUGUCUUUUUUUGACUAUUUGUAAUUUCACGCCAGCCUCCUGGUCUUUUCCACUGGUAAUUCUCAGAGAAUGCACUGCAUCAGGAGCAGUGGGAUACAUAAACAAUUGAAUCCAAACCUGAUA
Molecule: messenger RNA, 1882 nt
Organism: Salarias fasciatus (jewelled blenny)
Lineage: Eukaryota; Metazoa; Chordata; Actinopteri; Blenniiformes; Blenniidae
Product: zinc transporter ZIP11-like
Exons: 6
Coding region: 101-712 (203 amino acids)
Biological process (GO): zinc ion transmembrane transport
Cellular component (GO): membrane
Molecular function (GO): zinc ion transmembrane transporter activity
Source: RefSeq, a predicted model, not a curated record